AACCAAAAAAAAAUUGAAGUUCUUUCUUUAAAUUGUUGUACAGUUUGUUAGAUUCUGCAAUGAAUAAAAAAAGACAAACGAUCAAUUAAGAAUUUGUCACAUGAUGGCUUGAACCGAGCUCUGAGUGAUGAAAAUACAUUAUAUCCAUCUGUCAAAAUAAAAAAUGUAAUAUUUCUAAAUUAUUAACAAAUAUUUUUGGAAAAAAAUUGAAAAAUUCUCCAGUAAAAAUGUUGAGUGCAGUAGAACCACGUCCAAUAAACUUCAACUUUCAACUUGACCAUGAAAAGAUUUUGCAAUCUUAUAUUUCCUUGACUUCCAUCCUCUCUGGGCAAAUAUUAACAGCAUUGCAAUUGCAUGAAUUUUUCUCUGUAUAAUUUCUUAUCUGCAAAGUUCAAUAUUGACAGCGCUUAUAAGAAUUAUUCCCACCGAGUUGAAUUUUUUUUAAGUGAUAGAAGAAAAAACAUUCCCUGAGAGAAUUGGUAUGAGGCAAGUGGGCCUAAUGGGUGCGAAGAUAAAAGAAACAGCAGGAAAGAAAGGAGGGAAUAAGAAAAAAGGUGCUGGGAAAAAGAAAGUUGAAAAGGGUGGAAGCGAAGAAAGUAAAGAAGUAAACAGUAAAGAGGAGGAGGAAAAACGACAGAGAAAAUGGGAAAACGCUUGGAAUAAGAAACUCGAAGCAGAAGAAGCCGUAGAUAAAGCUUUCUGCGAAGCUCAUGGAUUUUAUCCAAAGCCAAAGACUCAGACAAAUCUUUGGAUUCAAAUGCAUCAAGGGAAAGGGUGUCAGGAUGUCCAAUUUUGCUUCAAAAAUGUGCAAGUGCCAAAACCAAAACCUCCGCUACUUCCACCUUGAAAAGGAGUGAUACCUACCGAAUCACCUGUGCCGGAAAAAAGAAAGGAAAGAAAAAAUAAAACAAAAGUUCAAAGAUGAUAUAAAGCUGUGCUAGAAAGAUCAAAAUCAGAACGAUCGACACGUGGGGACGAAGACCGUCGACGUCGCACAAUUAUCGUGGAGAAGAAAAAUGGCUCAUAUGGUUUCACAUUACAGAGUUAUGGUAUCCAGUACAAAAGAGAACAAGAAGUCGAGAUGGUCACUUAUGUGGAUUACGUAGAAUGUGAUGGGCCUGCUUCCAAAGCUGGUAUGCGAGUUGGUGACGUGAUUGUUUCGAUAAAUGGCCAAGAAAUGGACCGAGCUGACCACGAGACAUUAGUUAAUUUCAUUAAAAACUGUGACUCAAGAAUGAGAAUGGUGGUUUCAUUCGAGGACUGCCUUAAAAAGGUGGGUUUACACAUGCGAUAUAUAAAAUUGCAACAAGCUUUGCAGUCACGACUCAACGAAUUGGAAAGACUUUGUGAACGAGAACGCUCAAUUUUAAUGGGUCGUUGGAAAACGCAUUCACUCCCGGCCAGGAAAAGAACUCCUAAUAAUAUUUCUACAAAUAAUCCUAAUCAACCAUCGCAGCCUUCGAAUUUUAACUCCUCAGCAGUUCAAUGCUGUCGUCCAGCCUCGUCAACGGAACAUCUGCUUUUAUAUUCUGUGUACGCCGAUGGUCGACCAUUUUUAAUACCAAGAAGUGCCGCCUGUUUGGUAGCAGUGGGGCCACCCCGAUCACGUAGUGAUCACCACCACUUUCUUUCCAAGAAGCCUAGUGAAUUAUCAUCAACAUCAUCAUCCCGCCACAGUUAUCACCAAGCUAACGGGAUGCCAGGAACACCAUCAAAGUCGAAACCCCAUAAAGGUAGUACCCAAAACUGCAAUUCAACGAGCAACGAAACUCAGACUCAAACCCAAAACCAACCCCAAACCCUACAUUCAACAUCUCACACAGCCCACAAUUUGUGUGGCGCUUGUAUAAGCGCCUCUCGUCGAAGAGAUCAUUCAGAUGGAGCAAGUUUAGAUGCAUACGACCUGGCAAGUCCUUGCUGUGAUCCUAAUUGUGUUCCAAGUAGAAGACGUCGAGAAAAACAGAGACGAGCGAGACAUGAGCAAAAUCUUCAGCAUCAGCACCAACAACAGCAACAGCAGCUACAACAACAACAACUGAAAAAACAUCAGCAUCAGCAAACCGAUCACAAUCAUCAAAAAUCACAUAGUUCUCACAAUUGUUCAAGAGCCUCUGGUCACAGUUUGCAUUCCAUAACAAGCAGCGAAAUGUCAACAACGGUUGAUAGUGCAGCUUCUUGUUCUACAUCUGUGAGUACUGAUACUCUCUACUGGGACCCAAAUGUUCAACAAAGACCACCAGCUUGUUUGCAAUAUGCAAAACCAAAAUCCUGGGAUAAUUUGACAACGAAAGCUUUUGGUGGAUAUGGUUUUGGUUAUGGAUAUCUAGAUACUGCUUCCAUUAAAACUCAUAGUGCUGAACGGCCUGGAAAAGGUUCAUAUAGUAGAGCGAAAACACCGACUGGAUCGACCCAAAGAAGAUCAACGGGAACCUCGACGACAACGGUCUAUUCGGCGAGUUCAAAUCGAUGUUUCCAGCCCACGAAGUCCACGGAAAGCCUAUUGAUAGCGACUCCUUAUCAGGGGGAAUUGGAGGGUUCUAGUGUUAGUUGCGAGUGCCUGGAUGGCUCAGGGUCUAGAUUUGUGACUGUCCAGGUUGAUAAACAUAAGAGACAGGAGGAGAGUAAUUAUUCUGGCGGUGGAAAUCAUCAGGCCAGGCAUCGGCGCUCUAGUCAUUCCGAUAGUAAAUUAAGGGCUAUGAAUAGUUCGGAAGUAACGAGAUUGUGAAUAUUGUCAUUUGUACUAAUGAUUUAUGCAAAUAAAUUGUGUAUUCUGUUGCUAGA
Belonocnema kinseyi is the source of this 2781-nucleotide messenger RNA. RefSeq lists its product as uncharacterized. NCBI's taxonomy places the organism in Eukaryota, Metazoa, Arthropoda, Insecta, Hymenoptera, Cynipidae. The transcript has 7 exons. The coding region runs from base 1082 to 2725 and encodes 547 amino acids. The record is from RefSeq and is a predicted model, not a curated record. Gene Ontology annotation, molecular function: protein binding.